Molecule: messenger RNA, 1095 nt
Organism: Arachis stenosperma
Lineage: Eukaryota; Viridiplantae; Streptophyta; Magnoliopsida; Fabales; Fabaceae
Exons: 2
Coding region: 1-1095 (364 amino acids)
Molecular function (GO): nucleic acid binding; zinc ion binding
Source: RefSeq, a predicted model, not a curated record
AUGGGUUCACAGAGACAAGGCGUACGGGAAGGAAUUUCUAAUGUUAACUACGAGAGGGAACAGGAAACGUUUAUGGCUACCAUGAACGACGUGGCUAAAGUAGUGCGUGAAGCUGCUGUAGGAGCGGCUAGGGCUGUUGAACGUCUCGGAGUGAGAAAUGGGAACGAGAAUGAAUACGGAGAAGAUAAUGGAAACGAUGAGAACAACUUAGGGCAUCCUGAAAGACCUAUGACCCUUGCGACCUUUCUGAAGGUUAAUCCGCCUGAGUUCAAGAGUACACUCGUUGCGACUGACGCUGAUAAUUGGUUUCGAGGUAUUGAACGAUCACUGAGGGCGCAGCAUGUUCCAGAAGGACAACACGUGGAGUUUGCUACUUAUAUGCUCGAGGGAGAAGCUGAGUACUGGUGGCAGGGGAUACAGCGACUGCUACAACAGAAUGAAAAUAACAUUCCUUGGGAUAUCUUUAGGGACGAAUUUUAUAGAAAGUAUUUUCUGGGAGCAGCACGAGAUGCUAAGGAGAUGGAGCUUAUGCAGCUGAGGCAAGGGGAUAUGACUGUUGCUGAGUAUGUUCGUAAUUUCGAUGAUUUGUGCCGUUUCUCCAAGAUCUGCCAAGGGAAUCCUGCUGACUUUGAAGAAUGGAAGUGUUUGAAGUUCGAAGGGGGCCUUUGUGUUGAUCUGAUGAGUUCAAUAGUUUCGCUGGAGAUACGUAAUUUUGCCGAAUUAGUCAAUAAGAGCAAGUUAGUGGAAGAAUGUAUUAAGAAAGUGACUGUGGCUAAAGUGAGUCGCCAAGGAUUUCCACCAAGGCGUCUUAGCAAUCAUCAGACAGCUGGGAGAAGGGUGCAUUUAAAGCACGUGGCAUAUGACAGCAUAAGAACCUACAAGUUGGUAACAUUACUGAUUGCCGUAUGGUUUGGAUCACCUAACUGCUAUGCUUGUAGAGAACUUGGACAUAUUGCCAAGGAUUGUCCAAAGGGAUUUACUCGAAAUCCAGUUAGCACUCAACAACAAGGACGAGUGUUUGCUAUCACUAUUGACAAUGUUAUGCAAUCGAACACCCUCAUUCAAGGUCAGGCUAUGUCAAGAAUCGAUUUCUAA